Messenger RNA from Sesamum indicum (sesame), 1387 nucleotides. RefSeq names its product GDSL esterase/lipase At5g45960. NCBI's taxonomy places the organism in Eukaryota, Viridiplantae, Streptophyta, Magnoliopsida, Lamiales, Pedaliaceae. Gene Ontology annotation, molecular function: hydrolase activity, acting on ester bonds. The record is from RefSeq and is a predicted model, not a curated record.
GUUCCCAAACCUUAUCAAACCAGAAAAGCAUUAACUUGUCUUUAUAUGGUCCACCUCAACCUCAACUCCACAAAAGAAGGGGCGCUAUUGUUUUCUGCAACUUGUCUUUUGUUUCUUUAGUUUAAAACAAGCAUGCCCUUUACGUUGGAGGCUUUUUCCACUUGCUUUCUGCUUCUUUUCUUUUCAACGAAAGCAGCAGCUGCUCGAGACAUUCGCAAUGUGAAGGCGGAGAGCUCACCGGUUUCGGCCAUUCUCAUUUUCGGGGACUCCACGGCCGACCCCGGAAACAAUAACUACAUAGCUACGCCGUUUAGGAGCAAUUUUUCACCUUAUGGCAAAGAUUUUGUGAACCAGACGCCAACUGGACGGUUUACCAAUGGACGCCUUGCUAAUGAUUUUAUAGCAAAAUACGUCGGCAUCAAAGAGUACGUUCCUCCUUAUCUGGAUCCUACGCUCAGCAUUGAGGAGCUCAAGAGUGGAGUCAGCUUUGCUUCUGCUGGGUCCGGAUUCGACCCGCUUACACCAACAAUAAGCAAUGUGGUCUCCAUAUCGGAGCAGCUGGACCACUUCAAGGAGUAUCGAGCAAAACUAGAGGCCGCAAUUGGGAAGGACAAAACGAAGGAACUGAUAAAUAAUGCUCUGUUCCUUGUCAGUGCUGGCACAAACGACUUCGUGGUGAAUUAUUUCACAAUACCAAUUCGACGCUACAAUUACACGAUUCCGAGCUACAUGAAUUUCGUGCUACACGAAACUCGGCAGCUUCUUCAGGCAUUGUUGGGUGAAGGUGCUCGUCGAAUUGGAGUUGUGGGACUGCCGCCAAUGGGCUGUUUGCCUGUUGUGAUAACUCUUUACUCUGAUAGUCCAAUUCUUAAACGUGACUGCAUCAGUAAUUUCUCCUCCAUAGGCCAAGAUUAUAACCAAAUGCUGAAAAAUGAAUUGAACUCCAUGCAACUCCAGAUGCAAUCCUCUGGAGCUCGAAUUGCUUAUAUAGACAUCUAUGGACCGUUAGCGGACAUGACCUUAGGCCGUAAAUAUGAGUUUGAGGAGGUUAGCAGUGGAUGCUGUGGGACGGGGAUGGUGGAGGCGUCGUUUAUGUGCAACCCAAGGUCAGCUGUUUGCUCGGAUGCUACCAAGUAUGUGUUUUGGGAUUCCAUUCACCCCACUGAGAGAUCAUAUGAGCUUCUGUUUCAGGCCUUUCGGCCUGUAAUUGAUGUGCUUGUUAAGAAUUAAACUCAUGGUAAUGACUUCUGCUAAAGAGCAACUAGUUUAAGGCGAUGGAUAGCUUUUGAAAUCAUGUGUUAUUGGACAGAAAUUGGGGGAAUCAUCAAAACAAUUGGCUAAGUUGUCUCUAAUUUUUUUCAUAAUCCACGUAUAUCUUCGACUUCUA